CUGAAUAUUGCAUGUAUGAGUAUAGCUGAAUGUAUUAAGAUAUCAGCCAUUUUUGUUGUAGAUAAAUCAGAAAUUGAGAUUGGGCUGGUUUGGGCUAGGGCUGGAGGCAGGGGAAGUUCGCGGAGGUGGCACCAGUGGGCGUGUCAGCUCUCAGCUGGUUGUGUUGUCACGUCACAGUCUCGCCCAACCAUCGCCAUGUCUUACGCUUAUUUAUUCAAGUAUAUCAUCAUCGGGGACACUGGUGUUGGGAAAUCAUGUCUCCUGCUGCAGUUCACAGACAAGAGGUUCCAGCCGGUGCACGACCUGACCAUUGGGGUGGAGUUUGGUGCCCGCAUGAUCACCAUUGACAAUAAGCAGAUCAAACUCCAGAUCUGGGAUACAGCUGGGCAGGAGGCAUUUAGGUCCAUCACCAGGUCAUACUAUCGAGGUGCUGCUGGUGCCCUUCUGGUGUAUGACAUCACCCGGCGAGAAACCUUCAACCAUCUCACACAGUGGCUAGAGGAUGCACGCCAGCACUCUAACUCCAACAUGGUCAUCAUGCUCAUAGGGAACAAGAGUGAUCUUGACUCUCGGCGAGAGGUGAAGCGGGAAGAGGGAGAGGCAUUUGCACGGGAGCAUGGGUUGGUGUUCAUGGAGACCUCUGCCAAGACUGCUGCCAAUGUAGAGGAGGCUUUCAUCAACACUGCCAGGGAAAUAUAUGAGAAGAUCCAAGAGGGAGUAUUUGAUGUCCAUAAUGAGGCAAAUGGCAUCAAGAUUGGACCUCAGCACUCUCCAGGUGGUGCAGGCCUCACUAGCAACCAGGGAGCAGCAGGUGGGCAAGGUGGAGGUUGCUGCUAAUCUCCACCUUCCCCAUGCUACUGAGAGGUGGAAGGUGCGGCUGGCCAGAGAAAGCUGAAGGGGUGGAUAGGUGGCUUGCUGUGGUCAGUGGUCUGGAGCUCUCCCACUGUGUGGAUAUAUAGAUUACAGAAGCUGCCCUGCUCCACCUUAUCAGCUCCCUUGGCAACUAUAUCAGUCUAGUGAUGCAGAGAGUGCGCCCUACCUGAGGCACUGUGGAGGGAGUGAGGGCAGGGUGUGAUGACUCCAGGUCUGUUGCGACAGCUCAAAAUUUUUGCUGUAGGGAUGUGGUGGAAUUUAUGGAUUUUUUUCUAUUUUCAUAUAGCUCAUUUGCUGUCAGAACUAUAGAAUUAUGUGUAGAGAUGUGUAUAUUGAUGUAUAUUUUGAUUGAAGUGAGUGUGUUUGAUUCUUAUUGAUUUUUUGUUAUUGAAUGCAGAUAUUUUAAUGAUACAAUAUUUAACAUUAGAUUUUAGAUCUGCUGAUGCUUAGGAAACUGCAUAUAUAAGUUAGUUUUGGACCACUGUCACCCUUUCAACACAGCACAGGAAGCAACAUUGUCCACACCAGAGGCUGACCAGUUGCAUGUGUAUCACCUAAGUGUGACAAAACAAGGUCAUCAAAAGUGGGAGCAAAAUUACCCUUGGAAUAUUUUUUUAUACACGGAGUCAGAUGUAAAGAGAUAUUAGUUCUUCCACAUGCCUCACUCUGGUUUAUCUUUAUACUUGCUUUAUCUUUACCUUGCCAGCAAUUAGCUAAUGUAUAGUCACCUCCCAUAGUAUGUCGAGGCUCCCACAGUAGUGACUCCUGCAUGUGUGGCCCAGUGGCUUGUUAACUUGUGCCCCUUGUAGCUCCCAUACUGGGCAGUUCAGCUGACACUCAAACAGCAGCACUUAUCCAGUGCUGCUCCAUGGAAAUAUGUAUGUUUCCAUUAUCUCUGUCCUUGGAUAAAUUUCCUACAUUUAACCUCAUUUUUUACUUGAGUUGUGACAA
Messenger RNA from Portunus trituberculatus (swimming crab), 1824 nucleotides. It is a transcript of the gene Rab2, whose product is annotated as ras-related protein Rab-2. Gene Ontology annotation, cellular component: Golgi apparatus. NCBI's taxonomy places the organism in Eukaryota, Metazoa, Arthropoda, Malacostraca, Decapoda, Portunidae. The transcript is spliced from 5 exons. The record is from RefSeq and is a predicted model, not a curated record. Gene Ontology annotation, molecular function: GTPase activity; GTP binding. Bases 16 to 837 code for a protein of 273 amino acids.